AUGGCCUCUCCCGCUGCAGCAGAGGCCCGGCAGCAGCAGCAGCAGCAGCAGCUGGGCUGCGGGCCGGACUUCUUGCGAAAAGCUCAUUACUUUUGUCUCAUUCAAUCGGCCCCCAUUCCCUUCGCGUUUGUCUUUCGGGAGAGCGGCGAGUACAUCAUUGGCUGCAGCUGCGGGCAGGGCGCAGCAGGUUCGCUGCAGCCGGUGCCUGCGGGGCCCUUCGCGGAGUACCGCUGCUGCUGCAGCAGCAGCAGCAGCAGCAGCAGCAGCUGCUGCAGCUACUUGCGGGUGAAGGUCCGCGACAGGAACAUUUCCGUGCGGCAGAGCCUGCCCGCGGGGGCCCCCUUCGCAGAGGGCAGCUGCGGGACUUGGAAUUUUUUCCGAGAAACUCCCAAGGGCUUCGAAGUCUUCUCCCAAGUGGACUCUGCCGAAAACUGCUGCUUCCGCGCGGCCCCCAGGCCCGCCCUUCGCGGCCAACUCCCAAGUCCCGAGGACUCUGGCUGUUCUUCCUUUUCCUUCCGCCGCAUUCUCCUCGGCGUGGAGGGGCCCCCCCGCCGCUGCGCGCCCAGCGGGGCCCCCAGGGCCCCCAGGGGCCCCCAGGGGCCCCCCGGCCCGCGGGGCCCCCAGGGCCCGCAGGGCCCCCGGGGCCCCCGGGGCCCCCGGGGGCCCCCGGGGGCCCCCGAGUCGGACUCGAGCGCGGCGGAGACGGAGUACGAAGUGUCAGUGAGCCGGCGGUUCGAAGUGCUGCUGGAGGUGCGGCUGGGGAAGGGCGGCAACGGCGAAGUGUUUUUGGGGAUAGAGCGGCGGCUGGGCCUGGCAGUGGCCAUCAAGAGAGAGCCCAAGGAGAUGCUGAGACAUGAGUUUGGCCUCAUUCAAGAAGUGCGGCUGCGGGGGCCCCUGCUGGCCUACAGGGCCCGCGAGCCGCACCCCUCGCGCUUUCUCGGGCUGGUCGCUCACGCCGUCGCUCUCGAAGUCGGCAACUCCGCAGUCGCCGCCGCCGUCGCUCACCACAGCGCUCGCGGCGACGCUCACGACCACAUGGCCCUCGAGCUCGUCAACGGCGGCGAACUCCGCAAAGUCCUCAAGUCCAGGUUCUUGAAGGGAAUGCCCCUCGAAAUGGCGAGGGCGUACGUGUACCAGAUCGUGUGCGCGCUGGUGCUGAUCCACUCGAAGCAAGUGAUCCACCGGGACUUGAAGACGCAGAACAUUUUGCGCUCACCGCGCGGCUUCAGCAAAGUCAAGCCCGGCUCCGUCUUGACCAAAAACUACACAACUUGCUUUGCCUGCGCGCCCGAGCAGUUCCUGCCUUCCGAAAAGGGGUACAGCUUCGGAGUCGACGUGUGGGCGGUGGGAACCAUAUUCUUCGAGCUGCUCACUGGCGACCGUCUGUUCGAGUGUUUGAACAUCCACGAAGCUGCGCGGCAGAUCCCCGCUAAGGGCGAGCAGCACGUGGCCGCCCGCCUCCCCGGCCUGCGGCAAGACGCGAAGGACUUCCUGCUGCAGUGCCUGGCCCGGGAGCCGCAGCAAAGGCCGACGGCGCUGCAGCUGCUGACGACUCCGUUUCUGUUUCCUCUUCACCUCCACCAGAUUCGCCGGCGCGUGGAAACGACUGAUGUGUACAACACUUACCUGCGGGCCUUCGAGAAGGGCUGGGGCAACUUGGAGCCUUUGAAGGAACUCCGCGAAAUGGAAAACUUGGUUUUCGACGAAGACCGCCGCGCCUUCGUCUCGCAGCAGCCCGCGGCGGAGGCCGUCAACGUGGUGCUGCCCGUCUUCGAGUGCGUGCCCGACUUCCAAGCCCAAGACCACCCCAUGGAGAUUCAGAACUGGACUCUGGCCAGCGACGCCUCCUUUUGCUGCGCGCCAGCCAAGCUGGAGGCCCCGCAGGGGCCCCCCGAGGGCCCCGGCUGCUGCGGCUUCGCCCAACACCCCUCCGCCCUCCCCAAGCGCAGCUCCACCGGCUCCACCACUUCCUUCGAGUCGCCCCUCGCGGGCUCUUCGCUCUUCCGCGAAGUGGAGCCCCUGGGGGGCAGCGCGGCCUCCCUGUAG
Molecule: messenger RNA, 2046 nt
Organism: Eimeria necatrix
Lineage: Eukaryota; Apicomplexa; Conoidasida; Eucoccidiorida; Eimeriidae
Exons: 5
Coding region: 1-2046 (681 amino acids)
Biological process (GO): protein autophosphorylation; peptidyl-serine phosphorylation; autophagosome organization
Cellular component (GO): autophagosome; cytoplasm
Molecular function (GO): ATP binding; protein serine/threonine kinase activity
Source: RefSeq, a predicted model, not a curated record